AAAAAUAAUAUUCUAAAGGUAUCAAGAAGAGGAAAUAGGAAAGUAUCAGGGCAUGAUUGCAGCGGAAGUUGCUAUUGGCAAGACUAUCAAUGAUGAUGUCAUUCCUGUUGUGGAGAAAUUUCAAAAGAAGAAAGAAAGGACACUGAACCGGAAGAAAAGGCAAGAGAUGCUCCUGAGUAGCUUUAGAAGUUCUUGUGCUGGUAUGACUCGCACAUGUCGCAAUCAUAGGCCUAUCAGUUACACUUUUGAUGAAUAUGAUCGUGCUAUCGACGAGGCUAUAGAAAUAACAAAGAGAAGGAAAACAAUUGAGGAGCAAAGCCAGGGGCAGAAGCUUCCAAGACAAACUUUUGGCUCCAAUGGAGGUUCAUAUGUGGAGGGCACUGUCUCAAAAGACAGUUCAGAUGGGAAAGCAAACUCCAUGGGUAGUGAGACUGAAGAUGACAAGCUACAAAAAGCUGGUGAUAAUGGUAAUGAGAAAGAGGAUAAUGAUGAUGAUUAUAGUAGCGAAACAGACGGUGAUGUCAACAAUAGUAGCAACUUGGGAAGCUCUGCGGAUGAAAAUGAAAAUUUGAACAACCAUAAAAAACACGUCGAUGGGAUCACGAGGAUGAUACCUCGUCAGAAAUACAAUGUAAGCAAUGGGAUAUCUGGUUCUAAAAGCUUGCCUAGAGAUGCUGUUCUAGGGUUAGAAACUGACAGCUUAAGUUUGAGAAUGAACCAAGAACCUGGAAAAUUUUGUAAAGUGGCAAGCCUUGUCCGUAUUGGUUUUUGGAUGUAA
Hibiscus syriacus is the source of this 778-nucleotide messenger RNA. RefSeq names its product DDT domain-containing protein DDR4-like. Bases 53 to 778 code for a protein of 241 amino acids. The transcript is spliced from 6 exons. The record is from RefSeq and is a predicted model, not a curated record. NCBI's taxonomy places the organism in Eukaryota, Viridiplantae, Streptophyta, Magnoliopsida, Malvales, Malvaceae.